UUGAUUCUUAAUUUCUUAAUAGUAUAAUCAAUUCACAGCUCGGCCUCGGUCGGCGUGCACGUCUGGAGGCUGUCGAUGGCGUGGAUUGCGCCCGAGUCAAGCUCGUCGCGGAUGCUCCGCAUGACAAGCUGUUGGCGUUUGACGCGCGAAAGUCCCUCGAAAAGUGCAGAGACCUGUGUGCAAACCACUCCGUGUGUUGAAGCCGUCGAAAGUGCCCUGGCAGAAUACGCAAACGAUGGAGACGUGCGUGCCAUUUGGGUCGUCCUCCGAGUUGGUGACCUGCGGUAUCCAUUUCUCUCCAUGCGGCCAACGCUGGUUUUAUCUACGCGGUGGGCGACCCUCAACGACGUGGGCUCCAACGCCGCCGUGAUCUUCUCCUCGCACCGCGCCACGCUUCCCGCGGCCGUUCGAACGACGGCGCCGGCGCGCGGCCUCAGGGGGCGGCGGACCAAUAAAGCGCCGCUGUACUGCGUGACGAGGAAGGCGUGGAGCAAGGUCGCACGCAUGCUUUGACGGGGCGAAUUCAGCUAGCGCGCGAGCAAAGGUGGGCCGAGCAGCGUUUGCUCGUACGGUACGUAACAGUCCUUGGUUGCAGACAGCGGCAACACUACUAAAGUCCUUACGAGCAGGGCUCG
This is a messenger RNA of Pelagomonas calceolata, 635 nucleotides long. The record is from the annotation of a GenBank genome assembly. NCBI's taxonomy places the organism in Eukaryota, Pelagophyceae, Pelagomonadales, Pelagomonadaceae.